AUGAAUAAGAAAAAUGGCUUCCGCACUCCGUUUCAUCCUUUUCAGAUAGCUAGCUGAGUCGUUAUGAUAUUUCAUAUACUCAUUGGAAUUUUAUGCAUCUCGUUUUUACUAUCUAAGGAAUAUUUAAUCGUAUUUUUGCUGCUUUAUUAUUCAACUCUUUUAGCCUUGCUAAUUCAAGGCUUAAUUCUUACAAAAUCUGACCCAAGUGUUAGCAUUCCGAUAGAAAAUAUUGAUAAAUCGCCAGAUGCUGUCAAUUAUUUGUGUACAAUCUGUAAAAAUUAUGUGACAGAAACUUCAAAGCAUUGCGGAAGCUGUGAUAGGUGCGUUGAUCGAUUUGACCAUCAUUGCAAAUGACUUAAUAAUUGUAUUGGAAAACAUAAUUAUUCUAUUUCUCUCAAAUAAUUUUUUUCUUUUUUCUAGUAUAAUCUCUAAAAACUGCUAAAAUUAACAAAUACAGAUAAAACCAGUCAUAUUUCAAGGAUAUAUAAACAAUUUAUUAUUUUGAUUGUGCUUUUGGAAAUUAAUUUAUCAAUUUUGAUCGUUUUUGAAAUUUCUAUUAUCGACAAAUGAAAAACACAUGGUCUUAAUAAAUCUAAAGAAAUAGUUCAAACUGAUGUAAGCUUUAUUAUCGCUGAUAUCAUCAUAAAUGCAUCAAUUUUGCUAUUUAAUGGGUAUCUGAUAGGCUUCCACAUAUUUUUAAAAUUUAAAAAGAUGACUACUUAUGAUUUUAUACAGCAAAGAAGAAUAAAAAAGAAAAAAGAAAUCCAGCCAGAGAUGCAGCCUUUUGAAGGGGAGGAAAAUGGAAUUUCGAUGAUGAAUAAUGAUUUGAAAAGCCCACGAGGAACAAAUGACGAAAUGGGAGGAAUGAAUUUAAAAUCAGAAACGGAAAUUAGCUCCCCUAAGUAUUUUAACCAAAUGUUUCAAAUUUCACGCUCAUUCCACAAGUCAAUUAUAACAGUAGAUUCAGAUAUAGUAACAAAUGAGCAUUCUUAA
Blepharisma stoltei is the source of this 993-nucleotide messenger RNA. NCBI's taxonomy places the organism in Eukaryota, Ciliophora, Heterotrichea, Heterotrichida, Blepharismidae. The record is from the annotation of a GenBank genome assembly.